AUGAUUACAAAAGUCAGAUCUGAUAAGUGGCGGUUGGCAUACAAAAGCACCUGCAUUUUCCACAGAAAGGGAUGGAUGUGGGACCAGAUUGGAUGUAUUUGCUCUGAGGAGUUGCAGCCAAACGGCAAGAAUUCCCAACAGAAUUCUGGUGACAGAAGAAAAUGCAAUAACUAUACCAGCACACUUAAAGAACUGGCUCAGAUGUUGCCCAUCCCUAUGCGGACUAGUUGCAAGAGGCUGACAAAGAAAGAAAUUCUCCUCCGGGUCCUCCACUACAUUGAACAUUUGCAGGCGAGUGUUGAUACGGCCAGAUCGCUUCUCCAGGUCCGUUGCGGAGAACAGAAAGGAGGGUCUGAGCAGAUGGCAGCAUCUGCCCUGAAGAGAGGACAAAGAGAAGCCACACCACGAGCAAAGAAAACCAAGCCUCUGGGCGUCUGCAAGAAACCUAGGAAGAGGAGACGCACUCGCAAAUCAGAGCGGCGAGGGGUGAGCAAAAAAGUGUGCAAGUGCCUUGCUUUGGAGACUGAGAAGGGCCCUUCCCAAGCCGACAUGUGCAGAGAGGAGAGCGUUUCUGCUGUGGAAGAGGUGUCUGCGCUCCUUUCGUCCUCCCAGAAGCAAUCAGAAUAUUACCGGCCUGCAAGCGCUCCCUUUCUGGACAUCACCAAAGACUGGAACUUGGGUCGCAGCCAAGAGGAAAGCAAGGAUGGAGAUGUGUUUUCUGUGUGUGCAGCACAAGUAGCGUACGAAGGACCUGGACAUUCACCAAUGGGACAAAAGCUUGUGCAUUAUUAUUCCUCUUGUGAGGAAGAAGCAUCCAGAGACAGCCCUUGGCUCUCCACCCAGUCCCCAGUGAACAGUUCCCAUGGAAGCAUGCAGCUAUGUUCCCCUCGAAUUGAGGCCCAAAGCAACACUUGCUCAGAUUUGGGUCUGAGCCCUUCACUUUUCACCUCUCCUGCUCGGCUGCUUCCUAGGCACAUCCUCCAUGGCAGCCAGGAUGAGCUUUCCCCAGUGUUAUUUGAAGAUGUGUAUCUGUCCCCUCAGUCUAGCAGUUUUUCUCAGGGCCUUUCAGGAACCCUCUUGAGAAAGUCGGCAUUCACGCUGGAUCACUGCUACCUUUCCUACAACGAAACAGGUAAAAGCAAUUCCAGCCCCAUGUCACGAAUGAAUGGGAGAACAUCUUUAUGGAACAAACAGUAUCUUCAAGAGGUGAGAAGAAGGUUGCCUGAAUUCCCAGUGUCUUCCAGUGAUGAGAACAGCGACAGCACCUGGACACCACCAUCCAAGAGGGUGAGGCCAUCUCAGGUCAGCAGCCAGAAGAAGAUGAAGAAGGUGGUCAGGAGGCAAAGGCGCCGACCAGCAGCCGGUGAGAAACGCAGCAGCUCAUCUCCUCUGCAGCUGAAAAAGAAGUGCGUGAAUGGCUUCAUCAUGUUCUGCCGCCUGAACCGCAAGCACUACAUCCGCGCUUGCCCAGGCAUGGCCUCCACAGCUGCUACGAGAGAGUUGGCCCAGCUGUGGCGUAUGAUGACGAAGCAAGAGCGGAAGCCAUAUUGCAUGAAAGCUCGGCGGUUCAGCCGCCUGAAUAAUCGCAUCGUGAGGGACGACUUCUCCAGUGGGGAGGAGGACCCAGAGCCGCCCAAACCUUUCCACAUGCUGCUCGCUGAAAAAUCCCUCCAUGGCUCCCAGACCUUUGGUGACCUCUCUUUACUCAAGCUUAUGCCCUGACUCUUCGCACUGUAAUGGUAAUGGCAUAUCCAUUCAUGGGAAAGAUGGCCCCUCUGUUAUCAAUG
Zootoca vivipara (common lizard) is the source of this 1787-nucleotide messenger RNA. NCBI's taxonomy places the organism in Eukaryota, Metazoa, Chordata, Lepidosauria, Squamata, Lacertidae. The record is from RefSeq and is a predicted model, not a curated record.